CCAUUGGCGAUAUGCAGCCGGACACGGAGACCCUGUCCGCGCGCGCGCCUGAUUGCAAAGGCUGAAUGGGCACAGGGUUCUGCUGGCCCUUUAAGCGCGCGCCUGGGAGCCGCCUACAAAGUAGAGAGGCGCUCCCGCUUUCCGCUCAGUAAGUCGUGCUGCGUGCCGCCAAGAUGCCCAUGCUCGUGGUUAAUACCAACGUCAGCCGUGAGGCCGUGCCCGAAGGCCUGCUCGGGGAGCUGACCAAGCAACUGGCCAAGGCUACCGGAAAGCCAGCCCAGUAUAUUGCGAUCCACAUUGUGCCCAACCAGCUAAUGAGCUUCGGGGAUUCAACUGACCCUUGUGCCCUGUGUAGCCUACACAGCAUCGGCAAGAUAGGUGGGCCACAAAACAAGGCUUACUCAAAGUUGGUGUGUGACCUGCUUACUAAAAACCUGCAGAUACCUGCAGACAGGGUCUACAUCAACUAUUAUGAUAUGAAUGCUAGUAAUGUGGGCUGGAAUGGAUCUACCUUUGCAUAAGGCUCUUCAUUGUGCACCUUCUCUCUAUGGCCUGUAGCCUUUUUUAUGCACGUCAACCACCAUAGCACCUCCCCACUGCGAGCUCCUUGCUGGUCUCUUGUGUGCAUCGUAGUUGUAACAUUCCUCCAUGCCAGUAGAAAAACAAUAAAAACCUAGAUGGAUGUUGA
Messenger RNA from Sphaerodactylus townsendi, 688 nucleotides. It is a transcript of the gene MIF, whose product is annotated as macrophage migration inhibitory factor. Gene Ontology annotation, molecular function: cytokine activity; phenylpyruvate tautomerase activity. Lineage: Eukaryota; Metazoa; Chordata; Lepidosauria; Squamata; Sphaerodactylidae. The record is from RefSeq and is a predicted model, not a curated record. The transcript has 3 exons. Bases 174 to 521 code for a protein of 115 amino acids.